Molecule: messenger RNA, 1055 nt
Organism: Echinops telfairi (small Madagascar hedgehog)
Lineage: Eukaryota; Metazoa; Chordata; Mammalia; Afrosoricida; Tenrecidae
Product: 28S ribosomal protein S36, mitochondrial-like
Exons: 1
Coding region: 9-317 (102 amino acids)
Biological process (GO): 2-oxoglutarate metabolic process
Source: RefSeq, a predicted model, not a curated record
GGGUCGUGAUGGGCAGCAAGAUGGCGUCCGCCAGCAGGGUCGUUCAGGUAGUCAAGCCACAUACACCACUAAUAAGAUUCCCUGAUAGAACUGACAACCCUAAACUCAAUGUACCGGAAGCUUUGAGAUCAUCAGGCAUACCACCGCCCUCUUCUGUAAUGUCACAGCACUCUAUGGGAAGUAAAGCACCAGAUUCGUUGAUGCAGCAGGGCCCACCAGACACUGCAGAAAUAAUCAAAACAUUACCUCAGAAAUACAGACGGAAACCCGUGUCUCAAGAAGAAAUCGAGUUUAUCCAACGUGGAGGUCCAGAAUAAUCACUGGCCGUGUGGCUGCUGUUUGUCCUCAGACAAAAGAAUUAUCUUUACAAUAAAGGACUUCCAAAAUGAGAAAUGGUACAUUAAGCAACUUUAAUGAAGUGUAUCCUGUAAAAAAAAAAAAAAGAAAAUUUAGACGGACAGUUAUAUAUUCUAACUUAUGGAUCUGGGUCAGCUUCUCCACAAGCUCACCAAAUUGUUUAUAUACUUUAUACGUAUUAUGCAUUUUUAAAGGUUAGCCUAUCAAUUUACUCUUGAUUAACAAGAAUUACCGGUGUUGAACUAUUAAAAGCACACAAUGUCCAGUAAACUUUUUCAGAGCUUUCUUAUAAUUUCCCUUUUCUUUGGGUUUCAGUUUAGAAAGGAAAGAAUUUACCAAGCAGAAUUGCUGCUGUCGAAAAGGAAUUUUUCUGAAAAUAGAUAAAAAUACUGGAAUUAUGACUCGAUUAAUGUUUUGAAUUCUCUUGACAUUUUUUGUUCACAAGUUUACUGACUCUAUCUAGCUGGCUGAGUAAGUUCAUCCUCCUCUAACGGGUCAGCACCGAGCCAGGGUGACAGCAGGUGACUCUGUGGCAUUGAAAUGGGAGGUCAACACAAAUGUAUUAUUUGUAGCAUACUCAGAAAAAUGUCAGAGAGUUUAAACUGGAAAAUAAAGUGAAUAUAGAAUAGGAAUAAAUGUGUGAUUAUAAGUUGUAAUUUAUUAUAUUUUGAGGACUAUUAAAAAAUCUUGUCCGUAGA